ACGCAAAGCUUGCCGUUCAUGUGACACUACAACAAGUCUUCAUUUGGGGAGGUUUAGCACAAAACCCCCCAUUCGACGGCGGUCAGAGUAAACCGAACCCCGACGGAUAACAACAACGCAGAUCUGAGUUCCGAGACCAUCGUCCAUGGCGGCUGCUCUGUCAAGAACCGCUAACCGGUUUCGUUCCGUUCAACGGUGUCUCCGUCCCCGCGACUUGAGUUAUCUCAGGACUUUGCAGCCAUCUCCUUCUUCCUUCUCUCACGCGCUUCCUCAUGGAGAUUCCUCUCUUCUUCGAUCGAUUCUCCCCGUCACCGAUAGAAUCCAAUGGUGGAAGAAUGGUCAGAGAUGUUUGUUUAGCCCUUCUACUACUGAUACUACCUCAAAACCUAAUUCUGAUAACCCGGAAACUAAUAAUACCGAUAAAAGCGAGAAAUCGGGAGGAUCCGAGGGUUCUGAUGGCGACUCAGAUCAGAAAACCGGUAGUGGGAAAGAUGUUCGUGGAGGGCCCGUUUCAUGGAUGAGUUUUUUCUUGCUGGUUGCUACUGGAGUUGGAUUGAUCUUCUACUAUGAUAGGGAAAAGAAGCGUCAUAUUGAAGAGAUAAAUAACAAAUCCAAAGCCGUUAAGGAGGGACCUUCUGCGGGAAAAGCAGCCAUUGGAGGGCCAUUCAGUCUUUUAAGAGACGAUGGAAAACGUGUGAGCGAGAAAGACUUCAAGGGGAAAUGGUCCAUCAUAUACUUUGGCUUCACUCACUGUCCGGAUAUCUGUCCAGAUGAGCUUAUUAAAUUAAGUGCUGCGAUUGACAAAAUAAAGGAGAAGUCGGGAAUAGAAGUUGUGCCGGUGUUUAUUUCAGUGGAUCCCGAAAGAGACACAGUUCAGCAAGUCCAUGAAUAUGUCAAAGAGUUUCAUCCCAAUUUGGUUGGGUUAACGGGCACCCCGGAAGAAAUCAAAUCAGUGGCUCGUGCUUACCGGGUUUAUUACAUGAAGACGGAGGAGGAAGAUUCAGACUAUCUUGUUGAUCACUCUAUAGUAAUGUAUUUGAUGAGCCCUGAGAUGGAUUUCGUAAAGUUCUACGGGAAGAAUCACGAUGUUGACUCGUUGACCGACGGUGUCAUCAAAGCGAUGCGGGAGUACCGUAAGUAGACAAUAAACGAACACAUUGUUGUUUUGGUUGAUGAUUAAUUUCAUCAACCGAACUUAAUUUUUUUGACAAAAUGUUUUUUUUUUCUAUUUUCUUUUCACUAUUCUUGAGAAUUAAGGGACCAAAUGGAUGCCUGGGUGGUAGAGCCACCAGCUCUAUCCAGGAAACUGAAAAAAAAAAAAAAGACUUGUAGGGAUUUUGCAUUUGAUUUGUUAUAUGACUGUCCAUCUUCAACCAAAUGUCUCUUUGA
Messenger RNA from Tarenaya hassleriana, 1389 nucleotides. RefSeq names its product protein SCO1 homolog 1, mitochondrial. Lineage: Eukaryota; Viridiplantae; Streptophyta; Magnoliopsida; Brassicales; Cleomaceae. The record is from RefSeq and is a predicted model, not a curated record. Bases 146 to 1141 code for a protein of 331 amino acids. Gene Ontology annotation, biological process: mitochondrial respiratory chain complex IV assembly. The transcript is spliced from 7 exons.